Messenger RNA from Thrips palmi, 882 nucleotides. RefSeq names its product farnesol dehydrogenase-like. Lineage: Eukaryota; Metazoa; Arthropoda; Insecta; Thysanoptera; Thripidae. Bases 45 to 800 code for a protein of 251 amino acids. The transcript has 6 exons. The record is from RefSeq and is a predicted model, not a curated record. Gene Ontology annotation, molecular function: oxidoreductase activity.
CGACGAGUCCGAGCAGCAGCACGCCGAACAGCGAACAGCGCAGCAUGGAGCGGUACGCAGGACGGGUGGCCGUGGUCACGGGGGCGAGCAGUGGCAUCGGCGCGCGCAUCGCGCAGGACCUGGUGCGCGAGGGUCUCGUCGUCGUGGGGGUGGCCAGGAGGAUGCACCUCGUCCAGGAGCUGGCGGUCUCGCUGGUGGCCUCGGGAGCCCGGGGACAGCUGCACGCCGUGGAGGCCGACCUGGCGGACGGCGCGGAGGUGCGCCGGGUAUUCAAGUGGGUGGAGGACAAGCUGGGGGGCGUGUCCGUGCUGGUCAACAACGCGGCGUUCCUGUCGACGCAGCCGAUGCAAGACAUGGAGGCCGCCGACAUGCAGAGGCUCUUCGCCACCAACCUCACGGCCGUGGCGCUGUGCUGCCGGGAGGCCUUGGCCAGCAUGCGGCGGCACGGCCUUAAGAACGGCCACGUCGUCAACAUCAACAGCGUGACCGGGCACACCGUGAUCCGGGACGUGCACGGCGUGCCGUCCGUGUCGGCGUACGCCGCCUCCAAGAACGGCCUCACGGCGCUCAGCAAGGGGCUGCGUUUCGACCUGCUCAAGAUGCCUGAGUACAAGAUCCGCGUCACGAACGUGAGUCCGGGUCUGGUUUGCACGGAGAUGGUGGCCGCGAUGGAGGCCUCCCGCACCGGCCCGGUGCUGCAGGUCCAGGACAUCUCCGAGAUCGUCCUCUACGCCCUGCGCACGCCGGACAACGUGGAGAUUGGGGAAAUAACGGUUCGGCCGGUUGGAGAACCCUUCUAGACGUCUCUUUAAGGUGGCUCAGCUCUAAAAUUAGAACAGGCUUCGGAUAAUUUAAAAAAUUAAAUUUAUUAUUGAAUUUGUA